Messenger RNA from Cylicostephanus goldi, 615 nucleotides. The record is from the annotation of a GenBank genome assembly. Lineage: Eukaryota; Metazoa; Nematoda; Chromadorea; Rhabditida; Strongylidae.
AUGGCUAAUAUCAAGGAAUUGAAGCACGAGUUAUCAAGCCUCCGGAAGCAAGUGGAUGCAAGUAGCGGUAAUUCUCCGCUUGCUCCACCGCUAUCCGGAGAUUCUGUGCCAAGUACAAGUUCAAGGUCAAGAGCGAGCUCGAUAACUAGCUUGGAUAGAGCCACGAUCAUCGUUUUACAAAAGAAACUUGCAAGAAGAAACGACAAGAUAGAAUUCUUGGAAGAGCAUGUCCGGCACUGUCUUGAAGAGUUGCAGAAAAAGACGAAGAUAAUCCAACAUUAUGCACUGCGUGAGGAAGCAUCGUUGUUGCUACCGUCAGAUGGAUCACUUGAGCAGCUAAUGAACUGUUGCGAAGUUGUACAGGUCCCACUAUCGAGAAAAGGAACAUCGUAUUCUCUUAUGGGUGCAAUCUUUUCUGCAGGAAGCGAUAAGAAGUCCUUACAGCUUGCUGCAGAAGUGAAUUCAAGGUUGCAGGCUGUGCUGGAAGAUGCCUUGAUAAAGAAUAUAACAUUGAAGGGUUCCGUUGACUCACUCAGCAACGAAGUUUCACGAUUAUCCCGAGAAAAUCGCCAGCUCACAUUAACACACAGUCGGUGCAAUGAACAGCACAUAUAG